UGAUGCGUCAAAACAGCCUUGAAAACAGUAGAGCCGCAUAGCGCUCGAAAAUUCGGAAGGGUGGUGGUAAUAACCGAUUGCAGGUCGGGUUGCCGAAUACCGCGGGCCGUUGAACGGGUUGCAGUUGCUGCAGGGCCGGCAUCGUGGUUGGCCUCUCGGUUGCGCGCGAUUCGCGUGCCAGCUUCGCUCGAUACCCGCUGCGGCAAAACUAUCUGGUUCCGCUGGUAACAGACUGCUGUGUGGUGGGAGCAGCCUCUGUUUUAUUUCUGUCUCGGUGUCCGUCUGCACCGGGAGCCAACAGACGCAAUCGUGUGCAGUUUUCGCGUCGUUCGGUCACAGUAUUCACAGUGCACCAGUCCGACAUUGCGAUUAACGAUCCUUCACGAUCGUCCAUCCCGCCAUGGAGGACAGUUACAUGGUGCACAGGCGACGCAAGGCGGCAGCGAGAAGGCGGGAAAAGACACCUGAUCCGUCGUCAAGGAACCAACAGCUGGUCGAGACGUCCGACGACGAGGAGGAAGCGAGACGCGCCAGAAUGAUACAGAUGGCGGAGGAUGCCGAGCGGAUGGAAUUGGACGAGGACACAAAGGUUAGGGACGAAUUGGAACCGAGGAUAGAGGAGAAGAAGAAAAGUCCAUUGAAAGUCGUGGAACACGAUACGUUAUGGAAGAUGGGCGAGAGUUCUCCUCCGAAAGAAUCGCAAACACGUGAAAGUGACGCUAAAGACGAGGCAAGUGCUCAGUCGAUAAAGAAGGAGGUGAUCAGUAAAGUUGAUAACGGAAGUCCAGUGAAAGAAGAGUCGACGAUCGUUGAGGUUAUCGUGAAGGAGAAAGGAUAUAAGGAUGAUGUGUCGAAAGAAGAAUCAGGAAUUAGCGAAGUUAUCGAAAAGGAGAAGUACAAAGAUGCUAUACCUAAAUCGAAAGAAAUUGACGGUGAUGUCGAUCAACCGGUUGAACCUAAGAAGGUGGAGAGACGAUUGAAAAAGAAAUCGAGGGAACGAUUGGAGAGGCAUGGUCAGUCGAGCGACUCCAGUGAUAUGGAGGAAAUGGAGAGACAUCCGAGGAGAACGAAAUCACCGGAAGUAGGAAAGGUUAAGACGAAGAGAACAGUAUCGAAGAAGACCAGCAGUGGUGAUCUUGAUGUUGCAACGAGACACGUAAUCGAGAAGCCCCCGAGGGAAAAGAAAUCGAGUAGACAAAAGCUCGAGGAAGAUGUUCAAGUGAAACCGGAGAGGAGACGAUCCAGAUUGUACAGUCAAACUGACGACACCGACGAGGAUCGUAAAAUAAAGAAAAGCGAGUCGUUCCCUCGGCAGGGGACUGAAGUGAUCAUGAAGAGAUCCAGCUCGGAUACGAAGAAACAGAUAAUCCCUUUGAGCAACGACAGCUUAAUACAAGACUUCGCCAAGGCUCAAGAAGAGUAUCUAAAAAGAGAACAGAGUAUCCUUGAUCCUGAUACUCCAGACGUGUUCGAAGAUGCUCAAGAAACGAUACUGAGAAGAAGGAAAUUCAGCACGCUGCUCACAGAAAGCGAGGAAAUUGCUAUCGAGAAGUCGAUCGAAAAAUUGAAAGAAUCCGAGAAGAAGAGGAAGAAGUCCUGGUUCUCCUGGCUUUCUUUCUUCGGUAAGAAAAUAGAAGAAAAAGAACCAGAGAAUAAGAGGGACGAAGGAGGACCAAAGAAGAUUUCGGAUAUCGAAGAGACGUCGCAGACGAAAUUCAGGAAAUUAAUUACGGACCAACCGACGAAAGUCACUUUGAUGGACUUUCUGAGGGCGUUGAGGGAUGUAAUUGCCGAGUUUAAAGCAUUCGUGGAGCAAAAUCCCAAGGAGACACAAAUUGUAAGGAGAUUGAGGAAUCGUUGCUUGUCAGAGUUGAUGUUGGUGAUGAUCUAUUGCGGUUUGGGCGCGUUCGUCUUCCGAUUCACCGAGGGGGCAUUCGAGACCUUCUACAAAUGCGGCGUGAAAAGGGUGAAACGUGAUUUCUUGGACACUUUGUGGAACUACAGUCACAAUUUGAGGGAGGACGAUUGGAAGAGCAUGGCUCGGCGGAAGUUGAUGGAGUUCGAGGAGCAAUUGCACACGGCCCACGAGGCGGGGGUUCACACGUACAGCGGGCAAAGAAGUUGGAGCUUUUUGAACGCCGUUGUUUACUGUCUGACCGUCAUAACCACCAUCGGAUACGGCCACAUUUCACCCAGUACCAACACCGGAAGAGCAAUCACAAUAGUUUACGCUAUCUUCGGGAUUCCGAUGUUUCUGAUAAUAUUGGCUGAUUUUGGCAAAUUAUUUACACGUGGUAUCAAGUUCCUUUGGGCGUUCGUGAGAAGGCUCUAUUAUACCGGAAGUUGCCGGAAAGUUCGUCGAACUGUACCUGUCCAAGAGGUAAUGAAAGGCGUACAAUUGGUGUACGAUCUAGCAACAUUUAAGAGGCCCUCGCAGAUUAAUCCAGAGGACAUUGAAGAAAUGCAGAAACAGGCACAACAAUCUCAAACUGUUCUCAACUUAGAUGGAAACGUGCCUGAUACACCUGAAACACCAGCAAUGUCAGCGUUUGCUGUCGACGACGAGUUCAAUUUACCGAUUUCUGUUGCCAUCUUUAUCCUUGUCGUUUACAUCUUCAUCGGCGCGGCUAUAUUCUGGUGGUCGGAAGAAUGGGGCUUCUUCGAGAGCUUCUAUUUUGUCUUCAUCUCCAUGAGUACUAUAGGUUUCGGCGAUUACGUGCCACAGAUGCAUCCCGUAUACAUGAUGGGUUCGAUAAUAUACCUGGUGUUCGGCCUGGCCCUCACAUCUAUGUGCAUCAAUGUUGUACAGGUGAUGUUAUCAGAUUCAUUCAGGCAGGCAAGUCAGAAGAUUGGCGCGACGAUUGGCUUUGAAGUCGCUGAAGAGGAUCGAUCAGUGAAUCCAGUGAUUCCUCCACCUGUUGAAAUAGCUGAUGUUCAUGUUUCCGUCAAAGAGUCCGAUAGCGGCGAGAGAAUCGCACCCAAAGCCAAACAAGAAGACAUGGAUUUAUAGAAAUUUUCUAAAAAAAAAUUUUUAAAAUUGAAAAAAAUAACAAAAGAAUAUUCUAAUCAUCCAAUCGAUUGCUGCGUUCGCACAACAAGCACCAAUGACACGCGCGCAUUUUCGCUUUAAAGCCAUGUUUGUUCGCUCGCUUAAACGAACAAUGUUCAAUGACGAAUUAAAAUAAUGGAAAUAAAAUCACUAAAGAUAUACACACGUAUAUAUAAUUCUCUUUGAGAUUGGUGCUCGAUCCAAUGUGCUGUUCACAUGUGUACAUGAACAGUGUUAUACAUAUAUAAUGGCCAAUCGACACUUUAAGCUCUUUAUGGGACACAGGCUGUUAAAACAUAUGAUCUAUCAAUUACUGCACUCUAGUCAUAAUAAAAAAUACACGUAAUUAUGAAUUUCUUUAUGUUUAUGGUAUGAAACUAUCUUUGAAGCAUUUUUUGAUAAUUGAAAUUAUAUUAAUAUAUUACUUUUGAUCAAUUUACGAAUCGAUAGGAAAUUUGAGUUUAUUUUUAGAUUUUUCUAAUUGGAAAACUAAAGUUAAAAUAAGUAAGUUCCGUGUCGUGCAAUCAUUGAAAGAAUUUAUAAUUCUAAUGCAUGAUAAAAAUAUUAAGAGAGCAAAGAUAUUUUUUAACUUUUAAAAAGAAAAGAUAAAAAAAUCAAAAAUCGCUAUAAUUCUAUGAUUUUUUUAUUAUGAAACAAAUUUUAAUCAAGCUUGAGUAAAGUAUUUGAGAUUUUUAGAUGUAAUAAAAAAAAAUUGCAAUAGGUUAUAGCUACGUAUAAUUAAAUAUUCUAAGCUAAUCUACUUGACUUGAA
Molecule: messenger RNA, 3820 nt
Organism: Apis laboriosa (Himalayan honeybee)
Lineage: Eukaryota; Metazoa; Arthropoda; Insecta; Hymenoptera; Apidae
Exons: 6
Coding region: 401-3010 (869 amino acids)
Biological process (GO): potassium ion transmembrane transport; stabilization of membrane potential
Cellular component (GO): membrane
Molecular function (GO): potassium ion leak channel activity
Source: RefSeq, a predicted model, not a curated record